This is a messenger RNA of Zasmidium cellare ATCC 36951, 1911 nucleotides long. RefSeq lists its product as uncharacterized. The coding region runs from base 1 to 1911 and encodes 636 amino acids. NCBI's taxonomy places the organism in Eukaryota, Fungi, Ascomycota, Dothideomycetes, Mycosphaerellales, Mycosphaerellaceae. The record is from RefSeq and is a predicted model, not a curated record. The transcript is spliced from 5 exons.
AUGCGCCGAAACGAGAUCCGAUGCAUCCAGCAUGCUGGCGAUCUUGGUGCGACUCAAGACGAUGUACGGCGACCACCGAAGCGACGGAGAAUGGGAGAGCGUAAGUGGGAGAGGAGACGAUCUAUACCUUCUCCGAUGCAGCUCAUAUGGGUCGAUGCCCCCGAAGAUGGCGAAAAGUGCGAAGACGAAGAUUCCCGGUCCUGCUCUCAAUCCACCGAUCUUACCAGCGUCUACCAGUUGCCACAGCAGAGCGAACUCACGAUCCACAUCCCGCAGUGCUCUGAGUCCUCCCUUCGAGGCGAGCUAGUCGAUAUAUUCGCCAAGAUGAAUCUCACGCACUCAUGGUAUGCCUUCGUCCCGUCGUAUAUCGGGCAGCACGAUUACCUAGACGCUGCGACGAGAGCUAUCAUCAAGGUUCAGAAGCAGAAAGGAAGCUCGAGUACGUCGGAUCCUGGAGUCGAGGAGUAUCUCUAUGCGAUCAAUGCACUGCGACGAAAUCUGGACGAGUCGGACGCUACGCUGGUCACCAUCGCCUUGCUCUGUCUCUACGAAUCUACUGACUUCCGGACUUGCGUUGCUGAAGGCGUGCCGUCUCCAUUUGAGGAGGCUGAAUGGGUGACGGCGGGACCAGCGUAUCGAACAGAAGAUCUCCUACCUGGGGUAUCAAGACUGAGAGAUCUGGCACAAAAGACGUACAUUCGACUCCCGAGACUGAUCGCCAUGGCGAGAAGGCUUCGCGAAACACCUCCUGAGCUCUUCGACCGAGAAGCAUUAGAUCAAGCCACAACCCUCGCGAUCCAACUAAACGACCUCCAAGACACAGACGCAGAAUCUCAACUCCUCCACCGCGUCCACGUCUACCAAACAAAAGACUACCACACCGGCGCGAUCGUGCCCUACUCCCUGCGCUUCAAGACAAUGGACGAGUUCAACGCGUCUCUCCUCUACUGGGGCGCCCGCCUAACAGUCAUCAACCUCUGCACCCUCCUCUCCCGCAUGGAGCAAACCAGCAACAAACUCUGGACGUCCGCCCCCUCCGCCCACUACGGCGACCUAGCCACGCACAAGCACCGCACGAUCAUCAACAUCAUGAUGUCCUGGGAGUUCACCUACGAGAAUGGACUGACGCUCGGCUCGCCCGCGAUGACUCAAGCUGCGCUUGCGGUGUGGUAUGUUUUUCAGGAGGAUGUCUCGUUCAAUGGGAUGUCGACUAGGGUGAUCAAGGAGUGGUUGAGAGAAGUGUUCCAGCAGAGUGUGGCGGGAUGGCCGAGUAAUUCGACGUUUGAUACAGCGCAGUUGGACGAGGUGAAAACAACGGGGUGGGAUCCCCUCGACCUCCUCGCGCACGGCACCUGCGCGCCGCGCUCCUCUGUGCCCCUCGACAACAUCCCCUUCCUCCACGCCCUCGCCCACGGCCACCACCGCCUCGUCGGCCUCACCUCCAAUGGUGACGUCUUCCAAGCCCGCUUGGCCGGCCUCGACGCAGAGAACGUCUACUUCCGCGAUGUGCGCGUGCGCUCUGUGGACGGCGACGUCCAGCGCCUCGACGGGGAGGCGUGGGCGCGCGACGAGCUGGUGCGCUUGACGGUUGGGCUGGGGGAGUGGGAUGCGGCGCAGGCGGGUAUGUUGAUCUUCACCAAACCACCUUCUUCACACGCCGUCAUCUUCCUCCCCGCCCACAUCUUCCUCCUCGCCGACAUCUUCCUCCCCGCCGACAUUUCCCUCCUCGCCGACAUGUUCCUCCUCGCCGACAUGUCCCUCCCCGCCGACAUGUCCCUCCCGCCGUCUCCUUCAAAGACACGCUUCGCAACAACGACGGUGCAACUGUUCCCAUCUGGCCGAGCCACUGCGCUCCCUUCAAUGACCAGCAUGAUUGAACUUUCACCAAGAUCAACGGGCCUUGCCCUCUGA